Cornus florida is the source of this 4688-nucleotide messenger RNA. RefSeq names its product protein TOPLESS-RELATED PROTEIN 2-like. Gene Ontology annotation, biological process: regulation of DNA-templated transcription. Lineage: Eukaryota; Viridiplantae; Streptophyta; Magnoliopsida; Cornales; Cornaceae. Bases 996 to 4415 code for a protein of 1139 amino acids. The record is from RefSeq and is a predicted model, not a curated record. Gene Ontology annotation, molecular function: protein binding. The transcript is spliced from 25 exons.
AGAGAGAGAACACUGAAGAAAGCCCACAUAUAAAAUGCAGUUCUAGAGAGAGAAUAUAAAAACAUAGUAAAGAGAAAGAUAGAGAGAGAGAAAGAGGAGAGAGAGAGAGAGGGCGCAAAAGUACAACAGGGAUGUGCAACAUGUGUUGUUGCAGAGAAAAGAGGUUCUUCACAAAACCCUAGCUCUGUUUCUUCUGGGUCACCAGUAAGGCCGCCUCUUCGUUCCAUUUUCAUUUCAAUACAUAUAGUUUCAUGUGUUUGGAUCUGAAGUAGUUAGUUCAUCCCCAAGUUCCUCCCAAUUAUCUGCUCUCAUUUCCAGUGGAUAUUAGUUAGAGAAAGUAGGGUUUGAGAGAAAGAGGUUUUGUCGGUUCAUCGAUCAUUUUGGGUAUUCUGCAGAAGAAUUUGAGCUUUUCUUAGGGCUCAUCUUCAAUUAGUAGGGGGUCUAUGCUUGCUUGGUUAACAAGUUUUGAUUUGGGUGUUUCAUUUCAGGCUCUGGGUUUUUAGAAAUUAAGAUAAGCUUGGUUACAGUAUUGGUGUUUGGUAAUGAAAGGUGAAUUUUAGGACCCCAGGUGUUUGAGCAUUUGCAGUUGGUUACUUGUAGCAUUGGCAUUUUUAAUUUUUGACAUAUUGGUGUCAAAUUCAUCAUUUUGGAUCAAUCUUUUGGCUGAUUUCAUAUACAGGUUUAUUUGGUGAAGAGAUGUGAAGUGGGUGUUUGUGAAUGUAACCUGAUACUGCAUUAAGAAGUUCAGAUACCCAAGAAUCACUGUGUUGAUUAAUUGUACUGUACUCUUCUAAUUGUUCUAGAGAAUAUUCGAGGCAUAAGGGGUUGUAUUUAUACUGAAGUUCUUAGACUUGAAAAGGUUGGAGAAGACAGUCUUCUUCAAAGAGAUUGAAAAUUUUAUUCUGUGGUUACUGAAUUUCUAAUCUGUAUUUAUAGUUUGAUACUGAAUAUUUGCGCUGGAGUGGUUAGGGAUACCAGGAACGGGAACGGGAACCAUGUCAUCCUUGAGUAGGGAGUUGGUUUUCUUAAUAUUACAAUUUUUGGAUGAGGAGAAGUUCAAGGAAACAGUCCAUAAGUUGGAACAGGAAUCUGGUUUUUUUUUCAAUAUGAAAUACUUUGAGGAUCAAGUGCAAGCUGGUCAAUGGGAUGAAGUUGAACGCUAUUUAUGCGGGUUCACAAAGGUCGAGGACAACCGCUACUCAAUGAAGAUUUUCUUUGAAAUAAGAAAACAAAAAUAUUUGGAAGCCCUUGAUAGGCAUGACCGAGCAAAAGCUGUUGAGAUUCUUAUGAAGGAUCUCAAGAUGUUUUCCUCUUUCAAUGAAGAACUCUUUAAGGAGAUUACCCAGCUACUUACCCUUGACAAUUUUAGGCAGAAUGAGCAGCUUUCCAAGUAUGGGGACACAAAAUCGGCACGAAAUAUUAUGCUGGUUGAACUUAAAAAACUUAUAGAAGCAAAUCCAUUGUUUCGUGACAAGCUCACAUUUCCUGCAUUCAAAGCUUCACGACUGCGGACAUUGAUAAAUCAAAGUCUUAAUUGGCAGCAUCAACUUUGCAAGAACCCGCGUCCAAACCCUGAUAUCAAAACACUUUUUACUGAUCAUACUUGUGCUUCUAGCAAUGGAACUCGUGCUCCUCCACCUACUAAUAGCCUUCUUUCUGGACCUGUUCCAAAAGCUGGGGCUUUCCCUCCUAUUGGGGCCCAUGGUCCAUUUCAGCCAGUUGUCUCUCCAUCUGCAAGUGCCAUAGCUGGGUGGAUGUCUGGUACUAACCCUUCCAUACCUCAUGCUGCUGUUGCAGCAGGACCCCCUGGUCUUGUGCAGCCUCCUGUUCCAGCUGCAUUCCUAAAUAAACACCCGAGGACGCCUCCAGGUGCUCCUGGAAUGGACUAUCAAACGGCCGACUCAGAACACUUGAUGAAACGAAUUCGCACCGGCCAAUCUGAUGAGGUUUCUUUUUCUGGUUCAACACAUCCUCCCAAUAUUUGUUCUCCAGAUGACCUUCCAAAAUCUGUCGUGCGGAAUCUUAACCAGGGAUCUAAUGUCAUGAGCAUGGACUUCCAUCCACAGCAGCAGACUGUUCUUCUAGUUGGAACAAAUGUUGGUGACAUUAGCAUAUGGGAAGUUGGAUCUCGAGAAAGGUUAGCACAUAAAGUCUUCAAGGUUUGGGAUAUCUCAGCUUGUUCAAUGCCAUUGCAGACAACUUUGGUGAAAGAUGCCACAAUCUCUGUUAAUCGAUGCAUUUGGGCCCCAGACGGAUCUAUUCUUGGCGUUGCAUUCUCAAAGCACAUUGUUCAGAUAUACACGUACAAUCCAGCAGGAGAACUGAGACAGCACUUGGAAAUUGAUGCUCAUAUAGGUGGCGUUAACGAUAUUGCCUUUGCUCAUCCCAAUAAGCAACUUUGUAUUGUCACAUGUGGUGAUGAUAAGACGAUUAAGGUGUGGGAUGCUGUAGCUGGGCGCAGGCAGUAUAUAUUUGAAGGCCAUGAAGCUCCUGUAUAUUCUGUCUGCCCUCACUAUAAAGAAAAUAUUCAGUUUAUUUUCUCCACUGCCAUGGACGGGAAAAUAAAAGCAUGGCUCUAUGAUUGCUUGGGAUCAAGAGUCGAUUAUGAUGCCCCUGGGCUUUGGUGCACCACAAUGGCAUAUAGCGCUGAUGGAACCAGACUAUUCUCCUGUGGAACGAGUAAAGACGGAGAAUCCUACCUGGUUGAAUGGAAUGAGAGUGAAGGAGCAAUUAGGAGAACAUAUUCUGGUUUUAGGAAGCGGUCUUUAGGUGUUGUGCAAUUUGACACGACGAGGAACCGUUUCUUAGCUGCGGGUGAUGAAUUUCAGAUUAAGUUCUGGGAUAUGGACAAUACCAACAUACUAACAGUUUCUGACGCGGAUGGUGGAUUACCUGCAAGCCCUAGACUAAGAUUUAAUAAGGAAGGGUCAUUGCUGGCUAUUACAACCAGUGACAACGGAAUCAAGGUCCUAGCAAAUACCGAUGGGCAGCGUAUGGUGAGGAUGCUGGAGGGCAGAACAUUUGAGGGGGCUCGAGGGCUUUCUGAAGCUGUCAACAUUAAACCUUCGGUUGCCAGUGCAUUAGGACCCAUUGCUAAUGUUUCUGCUCCCUUAGCUCCAGCGCUAGAACGUUCUGAUAGAAUCCAGCCUCCAGUAUCCAUUGGCAGUCUUGCUUCUGCGGAGAGCAGCAGGGGGGCUGAUAUUAAACCUAGGAUAUCAGAUAAUGCUGAUAAAACUAGAAGCUGGAAAUUCCCUGAUAUUGUUGACGCAUCUCAACUAAAGGCUCUAAAGCUGCCUGAUCCUUUGAUGGCAAGCAAGGUUGUGCGGCUGCUCUACACAAAUUCUGGGCUAGCUUUACUGUCUCUUGCCUCCAAUGCUGUUCACAAGCUCUGGAAAUGGCAACGCAGUGAACGCAAUCCAUCUGGGAAGUCCACUGCAUCCAAUGUGCCACAGUUCUGGCAGCCUUCAAGUGGGGGUGUCAUGACUAAUGACUCGAGUGACACUAAACCAGCUGAAGAGGCAGCUGCAUGCAUUGCCUUGUCCAAAAAUGAUUCUUAUGUCAUGUCUGCCUCGGGCGGGAAGGUCUCCUUGUUCAACAUGAUGACGUUUAAAGUAAUGACAACUUUCAUGCCUCCGCCUCCCGCAGCCACGUACUUGGCAUUUCAUCCUCAAGACAACAAUAUCAUCGCCAUAGGAAUGGAGGAUUCUACUAUUCAAAUAUACAAUGUCCGGGUUGAUGAGGUUAAAACCAAGCUCAAGGGUCACCAGAGACGGAUCACGGGGCUUGCAUUUUCACAGACUUCGAAUUUACUGGUAUCAUCUGGAGCUGAUGCUCAGCUAUGCGUCUGGAGUGUUGAUGGAUGGGAGAAGAGGAAAGCAAGGCCCAUACAAGCACUGCCUGGUCACCAAUCUCCCCUGGUCGGAGAAACUAAAGUUCAAUUCCAUAAUGAUCAAGCCCAUCUACUGGUGGUUCAUGAAAGCCAGAUUGCUGUUUAUGAUAGUCAACUCGAAUGUUUGCGAUCAUGGUCCCCAAAAGACUCGCUUUCAGCUGCCAUUUCAACUGCAAUAUACUCAUGUGAUGGUCUGAUGGUGUUUACUGGAUUUUGCGAUGGUGCUAUUGGGAUUUUUGAUGCUGACAGUUUGAGGCUUCGGUGUCGAAUAGCCCCCUCUGCGUACACGGCUUCAUCAAUUGCUGCCAGUAGCUGUGGUUCGGGCUUUCCUGUGGUGAUAGCGGCACAUCCAUCUGAAUCCAACCAACUUGCUCUAGGAAUGAGUGAUGGUGCAGUCUAUGUGAUUGAGCCGUCUGAUGGAGAGCCAAAAUGGGGUGGCUCAGCCCCUCAAGAGAAUGGGACUCUAACUUCCGUUCCCUCAAAUUCUGCUUUGAAUAGUCAGCCAUCUGAAACCCCCUCCAGAUGACAUUAUAAAACAUGGUUCUUUCUACUGCUAUGCCAUUCACAUACUUUUGCUAUAAUAAUCAUCUUAUUGUAAAUUUAGUCUACUUGAGAGUAUGUUCUUUUGUUUUAUUAUUUUUAUUAUUUUCUUUUUAUAGAAAAAUGUCCUGCAUAGUUGGUCAACCACAUAUAUAUAUUUGGGUUGUUUAGGCCAUUUUUGCCUUCCAUUGUAGAACUUUCAUGUUGCUCUUGCUUUCAAUUAAUUGACAGAUGCUCAUGAUAUUUAUCUUUUGGGUGA